CUUCACUUCUCUACACAUCCUUCGUCCAUCUGUCGAGAGACCACAAGAGAAUAGUUUCGGCCUCCUGACACACAGAGAUGGCUCCAGCUCUGGCGCUCCUUUUCAUUUGCUCUCUGCUGCAAGGUGCCCUGUGUGGAGACUUUAGGGUCACUAUGCCAAAGACUAUAGAGGUUCUUAGUGGAUCCUGUGUGAACAUCCCCUGCUCCUUUGACAUAUCGGACACCUUGAAAGCAGAAUUGACUUCUCAAUGUAAAGCACUAUGGAAAAACCAUCAAAACAAAGUUCUGUUCAACAGCAGUAAUCCACAACAGAGCACAAUAAAAGGAAGCUUGACAGGAGACUUGACAAAAAAAGACUGCACCACAACCCUGAAUAACAUGCAACCUGCUCACAGCAAUAGAUAUCACUUCAGACUGCAAUGCAGCGAUAAACUGAAACACAAUUUUUUGUUAUCAAUCUUGAAUAUUUCAGUCAAAGCUGAUCCUCCCAGGCCGACUCUGACUCCGUCCACACUGAAGGUGAAGGAGGGAGCCUCAGUGAGUUUGGUGUGCUCUGCUCCAGCUCCCUGUUGGUCUCAUCCUCCGAACCUGACAUGGACCUCCGGCCUGGGAGACAGUCGGGAGACGCUGCUGGAGGAUCAGGACAAAAAUAAGGUCAAGACCUCUGUUGUGAACUUCACCGCUUCUCACCACCAUCAUGGAAAGACAAUCUUCUGUACGGCCACCUACAACAAACAAAAUGGGAACAGCGACUCAGCUGUUAGCAAAAGUUUAACAGCUGAUAUUUCAUAUGAACCUGUGACUGUGACCCUGAUACAGGAAAAGGAACCAGUAAUGGAGGGUGGCAGUGUCACCGUGGAGUGUGCUGCUAAUAGUAACCCACAACCACACAAGUACACAUGGCUCAAAAGACAGAAGGGUCUGAUCAACAAAAUAAAUUCAACUGAGAGAAGAAAGCCCUUCCACAACAUCACGCGAGACACUUCUCUCUCCUGCAUCGCUUACAAUGACAUUGGCACAGGGAAGUCCGACUGGUUGGAUCUGGAAGUUCAAUUUGCUCCACACAUCCUGCCAACAUCUGACUGCACCAAAUCUGCAGCCCAGAUAAACUGUUCCUGCAAGACUGCUGGGAACCCCUCUCCCACUUUACAGUGGUAUUUGGAUGAGUUACCUGUCAAUCACUCUGACAAGUUUGCCAUCAGCUAUGAGCCUCUGAAUGACACAGGUUUUAGGAGCAUCAUCAUUGUGAAUCAACCGCAGGAGAGAGCCGUGUCCACCGUGGUCUGCCGCAGUUCCAACUCCCUGGGAUCUGCCAGCCAACGUUAUUAUGUUCACAGCCUUUCACCAAGUCAAGAUCGAGUGACGUUGCCAGUCUUCAUCACCACAGUUUCCGCUCUACUAGUACUAGUAUGUGCUCUUCUGUUUGUCAUCAGGGCUCAGAAGACAGGCCAUAACCCUUCGAAGAGUCAAUGCACAGGUGACACCAGUGCAGUUACUAUGAGCCAACUUCUAACAAGUGGAAAGGGAAAUGAGGUACCAAACACAACAGAAGAGGACAUAUAUGUCAACACCAAUACACUGAUGCAGGCAGAUGUCACCUUUCCUACAGCUGUCUCUGAGCCAAACAUCACCGACUUGUCAACAUCAGGAACAGACAAUGCAGAAGAAGCAGGUAAAAGCUCAGAGAAGAAGAAUGAGAAAGACACGGAUAGGAUUUACUCUAUUGUGAAAUGGAAGCCUAAGAGCAAGAGGAGUACAGAAAACUCUGUAGACAUGCAUCAGCCUGGCAGCUCCUUUCUGGAGGAGUGAUGCAAGGUCAGAGGCAUGUGCUGAAGUUUUGUGAUCAACACAAUGGAGAUGGGAAGUCUACAGGACAUGGAGGCAAGAGAUGUGGAGAAGGAAGUGGAAAGUGAAUAUGCCCAGGUUACAUUUAAAGACAAGAAUGCUAUACACAUAUUCUAUAAUGCUGUGUCAAGUUUGGAAAUUAAUUUGCAUAAUGUCUUGCUCUCUUGUAUGCAUGUUUUCUUGUUUGUCAGCUCUGACACGGAGAUUUUGAUUAAUUUCCUUCUUUGUUUUUAAGUUCAUUGUGUUUAAGACCUAGACAGGUUUCACAGUCACUGAAGGCUUUUUUCCCCCCAUUUUAAGUGCAUACUAAUAAUAAUAAUAAUAAUAAUAAUAAUAAUAAU
This is a messenger RNA of Cottoperca gobio, 2185 nucleotides long. RefSeq names its product myelin-associated glycoprotein-like. The record is from RefSeq and is a predicted model, not a curated record. The transcript has 9 exons. Bases 78 to 1808 code for a protein of 576 amino acids. Lineage: Eukaryota; Metazoa; Chordata; Actinopteri; Perciformes; Bovichtidae.